Oryzias latipes (Japanese medaka) is the source of this 5721-nucleotide messenger RNA. It is a transcript of the gene gria1a, whose product is annotated as glutamate receptor, ionotropic, AMPA 1a. Lineage: Eukaryota; Metazoa; Chordata; Actinopteri; Beloniformes; Adrianichthyidae. Gene Ontology annotation, cellular component: membrane. Gene Ontology annotation, molecular function: ligand-gated monoatomic ion channel activity. The record is from RefSeq and is a predicted model, not a curated record.
CAACCCUUUGUUCGAGUCUUGGUAAAAGAGACAAAAAGCACUGGCAACCAAAAUGCAUCCAUAAGGAGACAGCAGCAACCAAGGACAGAGGAGCAUCAGCAGUGAGAGGAGAAGGAGGAGAGAGGAAGGUGCCUCCUCGCCAUUGCAAUAAUUGUCUCCCUGUUGAGUCGAUGCCGGCGCGGACGUCGCUCUGAAGGGGAAACGGAAGAUUUGCCUGGACGCACGGACAAACCUAUGCUCGGAUUUCAGCUCUCUCUGCCUUCGCUAAUGCAAAAGGAAAUAUGCAGCGAAGCGUCACCAUCCUCUAUACCAGUUUACUGGGGAUGUGCUUGGGUUCGAGCGCAAGUUUCCCAAGUAACAUCAAUAUAGGAGGAUUGUUCCCCACCGACUCGCACGAAUAUGAGGUGUUCCGGUUCGCCCUCUCGCACCACCAGGACAUACCCAAACUGGUGCCGCAGGUGGAUAUGGUCAAAAUGGGGAACAGCUUCUCCAUGACAUACGCCUUUUGUUCCCAGUUCUCCAAAGGUGUGUACGCCAUCAUCGGACUCUACGACCGGAAGACCGUGAACAUGCUCAUGUCCUUCUGUGGAGCGCUGCACGUCUGCUUUGUCACCCCAUCCUUCCCCAUCGAGACAGCCAAUCAGUUCGUCAUCCAGUUAAGGCCCGAGCUCCAGGACGCACUGGUGGGAGUCAUCGAUCACUAUGGAUGGACCAAGUUUGUCUACAUGUACAGUUCGGAUUCAGGCUUGUCAGUGCUGCAAAAGGUUCUGGACACAGCAGCAGAGAGGAACUGGCAGGUGACUUCGGUCAACGUGGAGACCAUGACGGAAGCAUCUUUCUUGAAAGUGUUCCAGGAUUUGGACAAGCGGAAGGAGGGACAGAUUAUUAUAGAUUGUGAGACUGAAAGGCUCACAGGCAUCCUCAAAAAGAUUGUUGAGCAAGGAAAGAAUGCUAAGAGUUACCACUACAUCCUGGCCAACCUGGGUUUCCUGGACAUUGACCUGACAGACUUGAGAAAAGGGGGUGCCAACAUCACAGGUUUUCAACUCGUCAACAAUUCUGAGCCGACUGUCAGCCGCAUCGCCCAGCAGUGGAUGGAGUUUGAUAACAAAGACAACAAAAUGCCCAAAACUGGACUCAAAUACACAGGCGCGCUGACAUACGACGGGGUGAAAGUCAUGUCCAUGGCCUUUCAGAAUUUAAGGAGACAGAGAAUAGACAUCUCUCGGAGGGGCAACGCUGGAGAGUGUCUCGCCAACCCACCAGCCCCCUGGGGACAGGGCAUAGACAUCCAGAGAGCCUUGCAGCAGGUCCGUAUUGAUGGAUUGACCGGUCACAUUCAAUUUAAUGAGAAAGGUCGCCGAACCAACUAUACUGUUAGUGUCAUGGAACUGGCUCCUUCUGGACCCAAGAAGGUGGGCUACUGGAAUGAAGAUGAGAAGUAUGUGACCACAACCAGCUUCAUAAGAGGCAGCAAUGACACUUAUGGACUGCUGAACAGGACCUAUAUAGUCACCACCAUCUUGGAGUCUCCGUAUGUGAUGCUGAAGAAGAAUCACGAACAGCUUGUGGGGAACGAUAGAUACGAGGGCUACAUUGUUGAGCUGGCUGCAGAGAUAGCCAAGCAUGUGGGCUACCAGUACAAACUGAAAAUUGUCUCUGAUGGCAAAUACGGAGCCAGAGAUCCUGAAAAUACUAAGAUGUGGAACGGCAUGGUUGGAGAACUUGUGUACGGAAAAGCCGAUUUGGCUGUGGCUCCGCUCACUAUCACCCUCGUCCGUGAAGAAGUCAUAGACUUCUCAAAGCCCUUUAUGUCUCUGGGUAUUUCCAUAAUGAUCAAGAAACCCACCAAAUCCAAACCUGGCGUCUUUUCCUUCCUGGACCCGCUGGCUUAUGAGAUCUGGAUGUGCAUAGUGUUUGCCUACAUCGGUGUCAGUGUGGUCCUUUUUCUGGUCAGUCGGUUCAGUCCGUACGAGUGGCACGCGGAGGACUACGAGGAUGGCGCCGAGCCACAAACACCGACACAGGCAGCGGCCUCCAACGGCGUGCAGCAGGGCCAGACACCAACUCAGCAGAACACCAAUCAGCAGAAUCUGGAACAGACCAACGAGUUUGGCAUUUUCAACUCCCUUUGGUUUUCACUCGGCGCCUUCAUGCAGCAAGGCUGUGACAUCUCCCCAAGGUCUCUUUCAGGUCGAAUCGUGGGUGGCGUCUGGUGGUUCUUCACCCUCAUAAUCAUCUCUUCUUAUACUGCCAACUUGGCUGCUUUCCUAACAGUGGAGAGGAUGGUUUCCCCUAUAGAGAGUGCAGAGGAUCUUGCAAAGCAGACUGAGAUUGCCUAUGGAACGCUCGAUGCUGGCUCCACCAAAGAGUUCUUCAGGAGGUCAAAGAUUGCCGUGUUUGAGAAGAUGUGGGCGUACAUGAAGUCAGCCGACCCGUCCGUCUUUGUCAAAACCACGGACGAAGGGGUGAUGAGAGUCAGAAAGUCCAAGGGCAAGUACGCCUACCUGCUGGAGUCCACUAUGAACGAAUACAUCGAGCAGAGGAAACCCUGUGACACUAUGAAGGUGGGCGGGAACUUGGACUCGAAAGGUUAUGGAAUUGCCACGCCGAAGGGCUCCCCCCUCAGAAACCCAGUAAACCUGGCAGUGUUAAAACUGAACGAGCAGGGCCUCUUGGACAAAUUGAAAAACAAGUGGUGGUACGACAAGGGAGAGUGCGGCAGCGGGGGCGGGGACUCCAAGGACAAGACAAGUGCUCUAAGCCUCAGCAACGUUGCAGGAGUCUUCUACAUCCUCAUUGGAGGCCUUGGCCUGGCCAUGCUGGUUGCUCUGGUGGAGUUCUGCUACAAGUCCCGGACCGAGUCGCGCCGAAUGAAGCAAUCCAUCAACGACGCCUUGCGCUGCUCCACUUUGACCCGGGUAAGUGGCAAUGGAAGCGGAGGAGAGAACGGCAGAAUCCUCACCCACGACUUUCCCAAGACCGUUCAGACUCUGCCCUGUAUGAGCCACACCGCCAGCAUGGGACUGGGUGCCUCUGGCAUGUGAUCAUCACCUGACCGUGCUGGUGGGGGGCAGGGUGGAGCAGAGAAGGAGCACAAGACUCUCAAUCUAAUCUACUGGCUGUCAAUGUGCCCAACUUUACAAAAAAAAAACAAACAAAAAAAGACUUGAACUUACUGCCACAAUGUACCCUCAACCGCUCCUAACGAAGACUCUUGUGACAUUUUUUUAUAUAUUGGUGGAUGUCUGGAAAAGAGGUACAGAAAGCGGAGGGGAAAUGAUCUGCAAUAAAGAAGCCGUCUAUGGGGCGCAUUUUGGAUUUUUUUACAGUGUUCAUAAACGUGGAAAAAAAAAAGACAUUUAUUCUUCAGUGAUGCCUGCGCUGUGCCAUUUUGAUGGAAAUGUUGGUGUUAGUUUGCGUGUGCAGUAUCUCCACCCUCACUGAUGACCUGGAACUGCCCAGAAGCCACCAGUCAGCCAAAGACAGGACUGACAAAGGAAGACUGAUCAUCAGGCGAUUUUUUUAUUUUAUUUUGUAUUUUGGUAACAUUCAACUCUUUUUUUUUUUUUUUUCUCAGUCCCAUUUCCAUUCCGUUGUCGGAGAUCAAAGUGCUGUGUGUAGCAUAGGCCGUUUUUAUGAUGUAGUGUUAGGGUUUUGCACUGUUCCAACAGCAGAGAGUUUUCUCAGAAGUGACUAAAGGUUAUCGCUGAGCGACUCCACAGCUGACCUGGCUUGACAUGCGUUGCUGCUACACUUCAUUUAACACUUCAUGCCUUGGCUUGGUGCCAUAUGACCAUUCCCACAAAUGCACACUGAUACACUGCAUACUUGGGCAACUUGUUGCAACUGGGCUGCUGCUUGGUCGAUGACAUAAACAGAUAUAUUUUAAAGGGAACAGACAUCACACAACCCGGUGGUUUCGUAUUGUACUGAGUGACCUUACACUGUAGUUCACUGUUGUGACAGAUAUACCAUAUCUAUUUAUAGUUAAUUUGCACCCUACUUUUAAGAAACAAAGAUUUUGUGUAUAAAAUAGUGUAAUUCCCUUCUAUUAGUACAACAACAUAAUUCAGCCACUACUUAGAGAUAUAUUGAGCUGUUUUCAGUUUCAUUGAAAUUGGCAGCCUAUGCGAUUUAUUCGGAGUGGCAUAUCCACCCCCUGUAGUUUGUUUGUGGCCUAUAAAAGGAAAGUAGGCUCAUCUCAAUGUUCAGAGAUGAAGGAGGUGGGACUGACGCAGUGGACAGAUUUACAGUCACUGUAAUCUGUGUCUAAUGGAGGUCAAGGUUGAGGUGAUCACGGCGCUGCUUAGUUACCGAGUUCCACUUUUCACAUCACAUCAAGGGAAGGGAAAUCAGAGUGGCAAGUCCAGAGCGGCGAUAGCAAAAGGGCAGGUUGUGUGUGUUUGCUAUGUAGGCCUUUUUGGGAAAAAAACACAAAACUUCAGUCAUUUUAUUAUUAAAGAUUAAACAUGAUAAAGUUCAGAAGACAAUGUCAUUUUUUCAGUCAUUUAAAAUGAGAGAUUUAUAACAUAAGUCUUAUUUUUUUCAUAUUUACCAUGAAACUUAAAAAAAGCAGUGGCUUCGACUUUCACUUUAUUCCAGUGUUCUGUUUUAAGAUUUGUUUUUCACAGACUGCUCUCAGUUUUAUUAUUUAUUUAUUUUUUUGCAAGGUCACUAUCACAUUGUGGGCCAUCAUCAAAUCAGGGAUGCAGAGCUGUGUGAAAAUCUGCGUCUUAGCAGCACUUUUCAUUUGGAAUAACGAUGAUUUGGAAAUGCAUUGAGGACAUCUAUAGAAACUAAUUUUUAAAACUUGCACAACAAUUUCACUGCCAGAUUCUCAUUUUGUCUCCUAUCAGAGACAAUUUAAGGAAACCAAAUUCACUAUUUCAUUCAAUUAUUGAUUUUAAUCAAACAGUGAACUGAGACACCAUUUUAUGACAUUUUGGAAACUCUUUCUGGAAUAUAGUUUCGUUUUUUUCUCCUAUAGUCAGAUAUUAAUAAUUAAUAAUGUUAGACUAAAGAGUGAUGGUACACUCUUCCUCCAUGACUGAAUAAUUAUGCCUUUCAUGAAUAUUUGGUGAAUAAAGGAAGCAAAGACUUUUUACAAUAGUCUUGCGAAAGACGUCAGGCUAAUGGUCUGUUAAUUUUCCAAAAGACCCACUCUGAUAAAUAAAAUAAUAAUAAUUCAGGUGGAUUUAACAUGUUGUUGUGGCAUUUUGUUCUGAUGAUGGAGGACAUAUAGCAAGAAAAUUGAGUGUAAAAUUAUGUUUCUAAGUAUCUGUUUUUUCAAAAUGCAAUUGAAAAAAAGAGAUUAUUUGUGACAUAGAAAAUACAUUGGGUGGGCCACAAGCUCCCUGCUCCGCUCCAUCGUGAUGCAUCCUCUGGCAUCACGGCUGGAUAUCUCUAAUAUUGUUUGCCACUUUUAUUUCACCAGUAAUGAUAAGUUUGGGUGGUAUGCAAGCGGGAGAAUGCAUCAACAGAGAGUUAUCAGCAAUGGGGAGAGGAAUGGGGACCAACAGAAACUAUGUCCUAGAAAAUGACAGAUUACUUGAUUUUGGCUAACAAUGGCAUAACCAUAAUUCAAAGACAAAUGGGAACACUUUGACAAUAGAUCAAAAGUUGAUCAGAGUGGCUCUUUAGCAUUACAAAUUAAUUCCUCAUAACGAUUGUAGGAUGCCAACAAAAUGUAAACAAUUCUUUGAAAAAAAAAAAAGUUUA